UGUGGUCUUUGUAAGUUUUUGUCGCCCAUGCCUUCCGCCCAAACCGGUAAAAUGUCGAAACGCGCUCCCUGGUCCGGCCGGCGGCGCGGUGUUUAAACCGCACUUUCCGCUCGAAAAACCCGUUCAGACUUCCGCUCCUUUUGUCAGAGAACUCCGAGUGCAAGUAACGGUUCCUUGGAGCGGUGUGUGCCGAAUCGACAUUUGUCGCGAGCUCAGUUGAUCUCGGGAGUGCUGCCGCGUCGCAAGUAUCCCUACGAGGGCCCAGGCUAGAGAACCAUGGCAGCCAGGCGUCGUCUCAUCGACAUCGGUGCCAACCUGACCGACCCUAUGUUCCGUGGCCUGUACAACGGGUCACGCAAGCACCCUGAUGACUUCGACCAAGUGUUGCAGAGGGCACAAGCCAACGGAGUGCAUAGGAUACUGGUGACGGGAGGCAGCCUGGAGGACAGCCGUCAAGCUCUGGAGCUGGCUAGCGCCCACGGGGGCCUGCUGUGGAGCACGGUCGGCUGCCACCCAACCAGGUGUGGGGAAUUUGAGGGUCCACAUGGUCCACCUGACCGCUACCUGGAGCAGCUGUCAGGGCUGGUGCGGCAGGGUGCCGGCAGGGUGGCUGCCCUGGGCGAGAUGGGACUCGACUAUGAGCGGCUGCAGUUCUGUGACCGUGAGACGCAGCUGCGCUACCUGGAGCUGCAGCUUCAGUUGGUGCGCCCCAGCGGAGGCCUGCCACUGUUCCUGCACUGCCGCAAGGCCUCGCCCGACCUGCUGGACGUUCUCAGUCGCAACAGGGGCCUCUUCACCGGUGCCGUGGUGCAUUCAUUUGAUGGCAGCAAGGAAGAGGCAGCUGCGUUCCUGGACUUGGGCCUCUUCAUUGGCAUCAAUGGCUGCUCCCUCAAGACUGCCGAUAACCUGGCGGUGGCUGCCACUAUCCCCAGGGAACGACUUCUCAUCGAGACAGAUUGCCCGUGGUGCGAGAUCCGUCCCACACAUGCUGGAGCCAAGCUGAUCCGAACAUCAUUUCCGGCCAAGAAGAAGGAGCGAUUUGAGGCCGGAUUCAUGGUCAAAGGCCGCAACGAACCUGCAAACCUUGUGCAAGUGCUGGAAGUCUUGGCAGGUAUCCGUGGGGAAGACCCUGAUGCCCUGGCUAAACAAGUGCACAUCAACACCUGCCGCCUCUUCUUUCCUGGUGAGGAGGAACUGGUGGCCAGUGACCCAGCACAGUUCCUUCAGUAAAAGUGAAUGAGCUGUGAUGAAGACAACGCAGGGGAAACUGUGUUUCGUCAGAUAAAUAUGUCUAUGCAAACACUUCACAA
Dermacentor andersoni is the source of this 1310-nucleotide messenger RNA. RefSeq names its product deoxyribonuclease TATDN1. Gene Ontology annotation, molecular function: 3'-5'-DNA exonuclease activity. The record is from RefSeq and is a predicted model, not a curated record. Gene Ontology annotation, cellular component: cytosol. Lineage: Eukaryota; Metazoa; Arthropoda; Arachnida; Ixodida; Ixodidae.